ACUGCGCUACUCUGUACUACACAGUGAGCCAUGUCCGAGGUCGAAGUUUCUCGUUCGGAGAAGAAAAAGAAAAAGCUUCGUCGUUCACAAGACCAAACCACCACCGGCUCCGAUCCCAACCCAAUUCAAAAUGACUCCACGGACUUCACGAUCAAACCCCAGAACUUCACUCCCCCAGUGGACACAUCUCAAUGGCCAAUCUUGUUAAAAAACUAUGACCGUCUCAAUGUACGAACCGGACACUACACUCCUAUUCCCACCGGUUACUCUCCUCUCAAGCGCCCUCUUACCGAGUACUUAAGGUACGGUGUUCUCAAUCUUGAUAAACCCGCUAACCCGUCUUCGCACGAGGUUGUUGCGUGGAUCAAACGCCUUCUACGCGUUGAAAAAACCGGUCACAGUGGUACUUUGGACCCCAAAGUGACCGGUAACCUUAUUGUUUGCCUUGAUCGAGCCACGCGCCUUGUUAAAUCUCAACAAGGGGCUGGUAAAGAGUAUAUUUGUGUCGCAAGAUUGCAUAAUAAAAUGCCUGACGUGGCAAAAGUUGCUAGAGCACUUGAAACUUUAACUGGGGCUGUGUUUCAAAGGCCACCGUUGAUUUCGGCGGUUAAAAGACAGCUUAGGAUUAGGACUAUAUAUGAAAGUAAGUUGCUUGAGUAUGACCCUGAUCGGCAUUUAGUUGUUUUUUGGAUAUCUUGCGAGGCUGGUACUUAUGUGAGGACUAUGUGUGUGCAUUUGGGAUUGAUUCUUGGCGUUGGUGGUCAUAUGCAGGAACUUAGGCGAGUGAGGUCUGGGAUUAUGGGGGAGAAUGAUAAUAUGGUUACAAUGCAGGAUGUGAUGGAUGCGCAAUGGGUUUAUGAUAAUUACAGGGAUGAGAGUUAUUUGAGGAGGGUUGUUAUGCCGCUUGAAGUGUUGUUGACUAGUUAUAAGAGAUUGGUUGUGAAGGAUUCAGCUGUGAAUGCGAUUUGUUACGGGGCGAAGUUGAUGAUUCCAGGGCUGUUGAGGUUUGAGAAUGAUAUUGAGGUUGGGGAGGAAAUUGUGCUAAUGACUACGAAAGGGGAAGCAAUUGCAUUGGGCAUUGCAGAGAUGACUACUGCGGUGAUGGCAACUUGUGAUCAUGGUGCGGUGGCAAAGAUUAAGAGGGUUGUGAUGGAUAGGGAUACUUAUCCAAGGAAGUGGGGAUUGGGGCCUAGAGCCUCGAUGAAGAAGAAGAUGAUUGCAGAAGGGAUAUUGGAUAAGCAUGGAAAGCCAAAUGGGAAUACUCCUGCUGAAUGGUUGAGAAAUGUGGUUUUACCAACUGGUGGGGAUUCUGUGGUUGCAAGGCUUGCAGCUGAACUGGCUCAGGUGGAAAAGGAAAAGAUAAAGAAGAAGAAGAAAAGCAAGGAUGAGGAAGUUGGGGAUGGUCAUAAGCGCAAAUUGGACGAAAUCACUGACAGCCCUGUUCAGGUUCCUGCUAAGAGAAUUAGAGUUGGGGAAGAAGAAGAGAAAUUGAAGGGUGAGAAGAUGAAGGUGGGGGUUGAGGUUGAAAAGAAAGAGAAGAAGAAAAAGAAAAAGAAGGAUAAAGAGAACGGGGAUGUAGUUUCUUCAGAUGUGGACACAGUGGAGAAGUCUGAGAAGAAGAAAGACAAACAAGAGUUGGAUGCUGAUGCCAAAUUGCCUUCUGGCAUUGAUAAUAGUGCAGGUGAUGGGGAGGCUGAUAUGACUGAGAAGAAGAAUAAGAAGAAGAAGAAGAAAAAGAACAAAGAUGUACAAGAAGAAUAAUUGAUAUGAACACUUUAAUGUGUGCUUAUAUGUUUCUGUCUUAGUAUCAAAUGAAUAUUUGAUAAUUCCUUGGACUCUGUAAUGUAUUUUCUGAACGACCGUUAUAAGUUUUGCUAGUCUUUGUAAAUGGUUUCCAGAGCUAAUUCAGUAUUUUCAAUUCGUCAUCAUUUAAUAUGUUUCUUGUUUAAUAAGAGA
Pistacia vera is the source of this 1956-nucleotide messenger RNA. Its product is annotated as H/ACA ribonucleoprotein complex subunit 4-like. Gene Ontology annotation, molecular function: RNA binding; pseudouridine synthase activity. Lineage: Eukaryota; Viridiplantae; Streptophyta; Magnoliopsida; Sapindales; Anacardiaceae. Gene Ontology annotation, biological process: mRNA pseudouridine synthesis; box H/ACA sno(s)RNA 3'-end processing; snRNA pseudouridine synthesis. The transcript has a single exon. Gene Ontology annotation, cellular component: box H/ACA snoRNP complex. The record is from RefSeq and is a predicted model, not a curated record. Bases 31 to 1761 code for a protein of 576 amino acids.